Caenorhabditis remanei is the source of this 2949-nucleotide messenger RNA. RefSeq lists its product as uncharacterized. Gene Ontology annotation, cellular component: cytoplasmic vesicle membrane; plasma membrane. NCBI's taxonomy places the organism in Eukaryota, Metazoa, Nematoda, Chromadorea, Rhabditida, Rhabditidae. The record is from RefSeq and is a predicted model, not a curated record. The transcript is spliced from 13 exons. Gene Ontology annotation, biological process: molting cycle, collagen and cuticulin-based cuticle; endocytosis. The coding region runs from base 1 to 2949 and encodes 982 amino acids.
AUGGACGGGAGCAUUGCCCGUCCACGACGUCAAUCGUUGCUCAUCGGACAACGAUCACUUGACGUCUACAAUGAGGUUGAUCAAGGUCCCCGUUUCGUUCGCUGGAUUAUUGGAAAAUUCAGAAACUGGGGUUUUCUGAUUGCCAAACACGCGUGGCUCGCAAUUAUAAUCUGUAUUAUUAUCUCAACACUAGCCAUGGUAAAAAUUCUUCUAACAAAACAGGCCAACGAUAUCACCGGAUAUACACCAUACGGGGCACGUGCAAAAGAUGAGUAUCUCGAGUACCAGCGGUUCUUCUCAAGUUCUGGACUACCUAUAGCAGCUUACCUGUUCAUUGUGGCUAAGGAUGAGGGGAGUAUGUCGAGGCCGGAUUAUUUGGAUGAGACGAUACAAGUGUUGAAUUUCGCAUUGAAUAAUAUCACAAUGUAUGACUCAAUUUCUGGAAAAAAUGAGACUUUCAACCAGUUUUGUCAAAGCUUCUGUCAGAUCAAUGAGCCUGUCAGACAGUUUUAUAACGGCUACCAAAUCCUGAGCGAUGGAGACCAAAACUCUCGGAUCAAAAUUCAAUAUCCUGUAUCUGACAUGUUUGGAAGACAAUUUUCACUCCAACCAAAUUUUUUUGGUGUCGAACUCUUUGACCAACCAGACGAUGCAGCAAAGCUUCUCGACUCAGCAGAUGGUGAUCCGGUUUUGGAAUUAAACGCCACUCGACUCGUUGACCCUGUCUCCCGAAUCACCAACGUUAAAUCGGUUAAAAUGAUCACCUUGCAAUUCCGUGCCGAGCACAAACCAGGAUGGACAGAGGGUCAAGUCAAAAAAUGGGAGAUGGACAUGGUGGAUAUAUUCGAGAAACGCUACAACUCAAAACGUCUGAAAAUCUAUGCGUACUCUCAAUCGUAUGUCGAAGAGGAGAUGGUUCGAGGUGGUAUUAUUAUGAUACCGUAUCUCGUUGUCGGAUUCGCAAUCAUGUGUUUGUGCAGUUGUGUUCUUGUGAUGAUUCGAGCACUUUAUAUGCAUCAAGAAAACGUUUAUAAAGUCAUAUUGGCUAUUAUGGCAUGUCUGACACCCCUGCUCGCUUGUGCAACAGCAUUGGCGUUAAUGUUCACAUGCGGUGUUCGAUUUGCAUCAAUUCUUUGUGUCAUUCCCUUCUUGGUGCUUUCUAUCGGUGUCGACUCCUCCUACUUAAUGAUUCACGAAUGGCAACGUGUCACGAAGCACAUGAGAGAGACUCCCAGGAAGAAAGACAGUGUGGGCCAUCGAAUGAGUGAAGUGAUGGCUGAAGUUGGUCCGGCUAUUCUGAUCUCUUGUCUCACUAAUAUGUUUGCUGACUUUGUCGGAUCGUUCACGUCAUCUCCUGAAAUCACACUUUUGUGUACUGGAAAUAUGUUAUCCAUGUGGUUUGCGUUCAUCUAUCAAAUGACUUUCUACGCUGGAUUGAUGUCAAUUGUUGGUGGUUAUGAAUUUGGUUCUGACGAGAUUGACAAAAAUCGAAUGGAAAUCAACAUUGCCGAAAACCGUGUGAACAUUGCCCGACACCACCGUCCUCUUACUAGACAACCGUCAAAAUUCCACGAAGCAACUCAACCAAUCAUCAGUGACUCCCUCCAAAAAUACACUCAUCUCAUGACAACACCAUUGGUCUUCGUAUCCAUUUGUCUGGCCUAUUUGGCAUAUCUGGCAUUCAGUAUUUAUGGAAUCACUCAAUUGAAUAUCAAUUUGACAGCACAGAAGCUUUUUGCUCUCGACUCGCCGUUACUGGAGUUGGAUGAUUUGAGAAUUAAGUAUCAGGUACCAGUGUAUUCGAUGGCUACAGUUUUCGUGAAUACCCCUGGUAAAUUGGAGAAUCCUGAGAGACUGAAACGACUGAACGAGUUCGUCAGAGAAAUGGAAUCGAUAAACGGGACAUGGGGAGAAGGAUGGGGUGAACUUGGAACAAAGUACUUUAUCAGGGAUUAUGAUGUCUUCCAGCAAUCAUUCGGAAGCGAAGACGAGGAUGAAGAUUUUAUGGAUGAAGACAAGCCAGUAACAGUCCACUCAGAUGAUAAGAUGACGUAUCGAGAGGAUGAACUGAAAUACUUUUUGAAAUGGCCAGAGUAUGAUUUCUGGCAAGGAUUUGUGAAAUUGAGAAAUGCUACUAAUUCGACAGAUCCAGAAGCCGAGGAGCUUGACCGAUUCUUCUUCACUACCGGAUAUCACGGGGAAAAACUAACAAUUUGGACACAACGCGGAGAAAUGUUGAGGGCUUGGAGAAAAGUUGUCGACAAAUAUCCCGACUUUGGCGCCUCUGUCUACCACGAAGACGGUGUCUAUCUUGAUCUCAUCGACAACAUGCCAACCGACACGUGGCAAUCUGUACUCGGAACAUUAGUCUGUAUGGCACUUGUCUGUUUCGUUUUCCUCAAUAACCUGUUCACUGUGGCCAUUGCUUCCCUUUCGGUUCUCUCGAUUUGCGCUGGUAUUCUGGGAAUUUUGUCGUGGUGGCACGUGGAUCUCGACCCGAUUACAAUGGCAGCCAUGAUUAUUUCUAUUGGUUUCUCGGUGGAUAUUCCAGCUCACGUUUCCUAUCAUUACUAUCAAGCUUCAAUCCAAGAAGGGCCAAUGUCUCCACCCUCUUCUCGUCUCGCCAACUGUCUUUCCUCCGUCGCCUUCCCAGCUCUUCAAGCAGCGUUGUCCACAAUUCUUUGUGUUUGCAGUUUGCUCUUCGUCAAUUUAUACAUGGCUGAGGUAUUCGUAAAAACUAUGGUGUUGUGCGUUGUUCUGUGUAACCUUCACGGUUUAGUCUUCCUUCCAGCUAUUCUCAUUCUUUUGGACUCGAUUCGAUGGGCGUGUCGACCAAAGGGAGCCGCAGCUCAGCGUCCAAAACAACCAAAGGCCAACUCCAGGCAAAAACAGAAAAAUGCAAAGGUUCAACCGGAGAAGAGUGUGGUCACUGAUCGGCCGGAAAUCUAA